This is a messenger RNA of Papaver somniferum (opium poppy), 1201 nucleotides long. RefSeq lists its product as uncharacterized. The record is from RefSeq and is a predicted model, not a curated record. The transcript has 3 exons. Gene Ontology annotation, cellular component: mitochondrial matrix. Bases 113 to 814 code for a protein of 233 amino acids. NCBI's taxonomy places the organism in Eukaryota, Viridiplantae, Streptophyta, Magnoliopsida, Ranunculales, Papaveraceae.
GUUUUUACUAGUUGCUAGACUUUGGUUCCUGUCUCCUCAGAGCUCAAGGAUACAGAGAGACGAGCCAAUAGAACAGACUGAACAGUGAGGUCGUAGUUGCUAGAAGGAAAAUAUGCUGAAGAAAAUCUUAGCAGGAAGUGGUAGUAGUUCUCUGCACACCCGCUGGCGUACGAUAACAAAUCGUUGUUCAUCAACUACCACCAGUGUAUCUUCAGCUGUCAAUUCUAUGUUACUCCGUUCCCUCAAAGAACACUAUCUCGAAAUCUCCAAAAUUGAACCACCACCAAAAAUAAAUCCACCAAAUUCAUUCUCAGUUGUGAAAGGAGCAUUUGAAUCAACUGGCCCUGUUUUCAAAAGAGAUUAUGGUAAUGAAGAGAUUGUUGUUUCUGUAAUGAAAUUGCCUAAUAUUAUUCCUGGUGGUGGUGGUGGUGGUGAUUACGAGGAAGAUGGUAUUAAUCAGUUGUUAAUUCAUGUUGUUGUUUCAAAACCAAAUAGAAAAGAAUCAAUGCAUUUUAUAUGUGGACUUUAUCCAGAUGCUAUAGGAAUUCAUUCCGUAUCACUUGCACCAAAGACCCAAGCUUCUCAGUUGCUUGCUGCUCCAGAUAAAUAUGCUGGACCUACUUUCCAAGAUCUUGACCAAAAGAUGAGAAACACACUGCACGGAUACAUAGAAGAGCGUGGUAUAAACGAGAGUCUAUUUUGCUUUCUCCAAUCAUGGCUUUAUGUCAAGGAUCAUCGAAAUGGACUGAAAUGGUUUAAAGCAGUUGGAAGUUUCAUUACCAAACCCAAAUCAGCUCAAGAUGUUCCUCAAUGAUUUAUAUAAUUUUCAAAAUAGAGUGCAUGAUCAGCCUCAGUCCUUGAUUAAGUGCACACUGUAGUGUAUAGGACGAAAUUGUAUACUGCUUCUAAUGAUUGUUGCAACUUCAAUUAAUCGCUGAGAAGGUCUUCUUUUUCUUUCUUUUUGUGACUUCACUUUCUCAGAAAGCUUAGACGCAUUCUGAUUUAUUCAUGUAUUGAUGAAUAAAGGCAACUGGUUCUAAGAAAUCUAAGAAUAGGUAGAAUCACCUGUUAAAACCUCUCGAGCAUCGAACUACAACUUUCUUAGUAGUUGUUUUAUUUGUAUUGCUCUAGAGUACCCCCAUGGUGACGAAGAUUGUUGGUUUGAAUCAAUGUAGCCAAAUUGUGUUAUGUUUGACACUCA